Messenger RNA from Acanthaster planci (crown-of-thorns starfish), 5574 nucleotides. RefSeq lists its product as uncharacterized. Lineage: Eukaryota; Metazoa; Echinodermata; Asteroidea; Valvatida; Acanthasteridae. Gene Ontology annotation, molecular function: G protein-coupled receptor activity. Gene Ontology annotation, cellular component: membrane. The record is from RefSeq and is a predicted model, not a curated record. Gene Ontology annotation, biological process: G protein-coupled receptor signaling pathway; cell surface receptor signaling pathway.
GCAGGCGCACCUAUGACCUCUCCCAAAGACCUUGGCUACUGAGCUGCGUGUUCAGCUUGGAAUCUGAUCAACCUUUCAUCAAAUACGUACGGCCUUCGGCACACAGAACUGGGACAGAACAGGAUUGUAAACUGACACGUACUGGUCGAUCAUUGCAACACGGAGCUGCUUGAUGGUUUAAACCAAGCGCAGUCCGAUGGCGAUGUCAUUUCUCACACUUCUGGGUUUCUUUCUGAAACUCGUGACAACUGUGGCACAGCGGGUACCACCCAUGCGACUCAGCAUCGAUCAACUCGACGUUCAACUCGUGAUGGGAAGCUCCCCCAACGAAGGGCGAGUGCUCAUUCGCUGGUCCCCGGAUUCUCCCUGGACCGCUGUUUGCCAUGAUUUCUUCUUGGUUAACAACGCAGUUCCCUUCCAGAUGUGCCGGCGAAUGGGAUAUCCGUUUGCUUGCGGACAAGACUAUGCUGGAUCCCGCCGGACGGACGAGGCGUCGCUGGUAAACAUCACUAGUGAACGUUUCCUGGUGUCCUGCGCGGCUGACAGCACUGAUCCGACUUUUGGUGGCUGCAGUUUGGAGCCUCUGCCUCCCAGCGGCGAUCCCACUUUAGGACCACCCUGCACACAUGACAACGACAUGUGGCUGUCUUGUGGAUAUUCAGGCAUGCCUGACUUCGAACUACGUUUGGUAGAGGAAAGUUACCUUGAUCCUGGCGGUCUCCUAGAAGGCCGUUGCAGCCCGCAAGACGAGUGGAGGGCCAUCUGCGGCAGUAGUUUCCAUCGCCUGAGACUAGGCCGCGUGGCGUGUCGGGAACUGGGGUUCUCCGAUUAUGCUGUCAGGGGCCUAAGGGUCCCUCUGGAAAGACUGGAUCCCCAACGCAGGCCGAACUUGGACCUGUUCGUGGACAUCGGCUGCAUCGGGAACGAAACAAGCCUCACCGAGUGCCAGCACUACUCGCUGCGGGAGUGCUCCAAGUACCUCACGAUCGAAUGUUUCACUGGGGUUACUGAAUAUGAAGAGACUUCGUAUCUUUGUGGCUCGAAGCAGCUGUGUCGAGAGCAGUGUGAACAGCCUCAUCCAAUCAAUGGCUCAAGUGAUGACAUUUUCCACUACUGUCAAUGUGACGACGUUUGCGGUCUUUUUGACGACUGCUGUUACGAUUACGGGGGUAUGUGCAGUCCGGGUCCGCCCGAACUCAACCGUGGAGGCUUUUCCAUUGAACAGUUUGGAUGCGUUUGGGUACCAGGGAGUCAGUUCACUCAUAUCGGUUACGUGGCUGUAGAUCGCUGUCAAGCUGGCUGGACGGAUGAGGGCACGCGUGAUUUAUGCGAAAGACCCGUGAAUAUCACGGAUGUCAUCGGAUCGCUGCCAGUGUAUGACGAGAAAGGUGUGGAUUUUAAGAACACCUACUGUGCCAUAUGCAACGGUAGGUCUUUGAAAACGCUCAAAAGAUGGGAUGUAUCCGCCACGUACGAUGAUCAGUAUCCAUCACUUGAUACUUUUUACCCAUCCCUGAACGAGACAUUACCGAGCUUAGGCUGGAUAAUGACGCCCCCAAGGGGCCAUGAUAUCAUACGGCAGUGCUCAGCCCAUCUGAUAGACACAUGCAUGGAAGAAUUUCGGGGAAGCCGGUUGGAAGCUGGGUGUAAGGCGUAUUACGCUCCUGUUAAAGUCGAAGACAAUUACAUUCGCUACAAAAACCCUCACUGCGCCAUGUGCAACGGAGAAAACAUUUUUCCAGAUAGCUCCUGCAUGGAUCAGACGUGUACCGAGUACUGUGCACCCGACCCCUGGGGACCAUGUGCUGGUAUAUGCAGUCCCUUUGACGGCUUCCUGACGAUUGAAGUUCUCUUUGACUUCUCCUCCUCGUCUUCCAUCAAUGGGAUGUCUUGCUCGACAGGACAGAUCUUCGACCCGUUUCUGGAGAGGUGCCGCGUACUAACGUGCGCAACUGGAUAUGAGAUCCACGGUAAUGAGUGCGUUCCAGCUCCGUCGAUCUCUCCAUUUCCAUCUAACAACGAGUCACUGGUCAUCGAUUGUCUUACAGAGGGAUCUAACCACAUGACCACGGUACUCCAUGUCGGGGCGAAGGUACAACAAAUGAUGUCGACUCUGUCUGUGAGUGUAUUAGUACGUUCAGCCUCUGACGUCCGCAACCUGGAGAUCAUAUUUGAUAGCUCUGUCAAAUCUGUCGUGAACGACUCUUCCCUACCCUGUAACAUAUCAGCUUUGUCGAUUUUCUUGCCAUUUCAUUUUAACGUGUCCAGCCUUUGCAACAAUUAUUCCGUGGCAGGGAGCGACGUUUUUCCUGACUACUCAGGGCGUAUUCUCGCAGCAGCGCGAUUCCUUCACAUUUCGAAUGCGCAGUAUGCGAAAGAAAGUGUGGCCCCGUCGUGCCUGAGGAUGACUGAACUGAAUUGCUCAUCUCUUCUGACUCUGAGAGACACAGAAUACUCUAUGGUUUCGGCAAAACGUAUCCACGUUUUUGCAACAGAAAAUAACCUGUCCGCUGAUGAGUUUGUUCUUUUACCAGAUGGCUCGGUCGUCGUUUGCUCCUAUAUUGGACCGGUACCAGAAGGCGUGGAGCUGCAGGUCCGCCGGGCACUUUCUUUUGUUGGCAGCUGCCUGUCGCUAAUCGCCCUUGCAGCUACUUUCGUGACGUACUGCGUGUUCCCAGACCUGAGGAAUCUAGCCGGCAUAGCAACGAUGAACCUCGUGGUGGCGCUCUUCUUAGCGAUCCUGCUAUUUCUAUUAUCCGGUUAUCUGAGCCAGAGCCAGGCUGCAUGCGAGUUUGGAGCUGUGGUGGCGCACUUUGCCUGGCUGGCUGCUUUCCUGUGGAUGACGAUGCUGGCGGUGAAAGUUGCCCGCACCCUGACGUCCAUGGUGCCGAGUAGCGGGCGCAGGAGGGUCAAUACCCGGGAACUCAUUGUCUAUAUCUGCCUUGCCUGGGGUGUUCCUUUCCUCAUCGUCUGCAUCUGCAUUAUCCUCCAGUACUGCAAUUGCCCCACCUUGCCUGUGAUCUACGCACAGGGCAGUAUUUGCUGGAUCUCAGACGCCACCACUCGGCUGGUUGCCUUCACUGUGCCUAUGACAUUAAGUCUUGUCUUCAACCUUUGUUUGUACGUCUGCACGAUCAUCAGUGUCAGGAGAAACAGACGUAGUUCUAGAGCAGUACGCAAGCACAGCAAGCUAGACGAUGCCAAGGAGGAGCUGGUCAUUUAUGCCAGGCUAUGCGCUCUUGUGGGCGUGACCUGGGUGUUUGGCUUCGUGUCUCAGUCAGUGACGGGCAUCCUGGCCUUCUCCUACAUCUAUAUCAUCCUCAACUAUCUCCAAGGAGUCUUUAUCUUCGCCGCUUUCUGCCUGAACAAGAAGGUUCGGAACCUGUGGAGGGAGAAGUUCGGCAUGCAGAAGGAAGUCACGACGACAGGUGGGACCACUGAUCCUAAGCAUCGUUCAAGAGAAUCUGCACUGGUGGCGUCAACGCUGCCGGACACCUCGGAAGAUUCAAAGCUGUAGCCUGUUCAAUAAACGAUGGUGAAUUGAUUUCGGUCAGGACUGGACUGCGUGGAGAGGAAAUGUUGACAUCCUUUCUCCACUCUGUAAAACAUCAGCAUCUGUUGGCGAAGGCUCCUGUGUUGUUACAUACUGUAAGCCCAAUAAAAGCUGGCGAGUUUUAGAGUCUGAUCAGUGAAUGAAAGUUGGAAUUUGAAUCGUUUAUUUUUAACCAAAAGUUAAACUGAUUCUGUUCUGAUUCAGGUAUUUUUCAGUAUUUGUUGUCAUGUUUAGAUUUUAGCAAUUUAUGUUCAAGAAGGGGAUUUAUUUCAUUGUGAAAUAUGUGCCUGAAAAUAAAAGGACGUUUAACUACAUGUAAUUUAAAAUACGUAUACUGCGUUUCGUAUGUUCAGCAUCAGUGCAUUUGUCUUGAGUCAUGAAACGGAAUUUCAACUUCUUCUUUCCAAACAUUAUAGAAUAAACUUUCGCAUCAAGGUCUGCAAGACUUCGAUUGUGGUAAACGAAGAAUAUGCGACGAACAGGUGAAUGCAUCAGCUAGGCGAAGCUGUCUUGUAAGCAUUGUGGUUUAAGGGCUUUGAAAACUUCCGCAACUCCAUCCACAUUUAAAUUAGACUUAUACUUGAGAAAGGACGAUUGCAAAGGGUAUAAAAAUGAGUUCUAUUCAACGUCCAAAAAGAUUGAGCCUUGACAUCAUUAAUUCUAUUGGAAAAUAUAAUGCCAAGAUCCUACCUAAUAAAAGGCAAAUGUCAUUCAUUGGUUCGGUCUGCAUUAGCAAUUAAUUAAAUCGAUAAGAAUUGUAGAGAGAGACUCAACAGUAAAACAAAUCCAGCUGUGAAGGAAGAACAGGAGUGACGUUAAGUUCCAAAGAGCUGCAAUGGAAAAAUUAUAUGGGCGUAUACUAGUUGAUUAUGUCUUCCCUGCAGACACCUUGAUACUUUACAGUUUUGACGUUGUUGCAUACAGGGGCGAAACAUCUUUCCAAAAUUUCUUUGAUGUUGACUUCCACAAUUACAUUGUUAUCAAUUGAGGCAACCGAUUUGAUGAGCAUAUCAGAUUAACGUGACGAGGGACAUAUUCGUUAGGGCACAAGUAAAUAACCAGCGAUUAUUCCCUCCCCCCAUUUAGUCAAUUCAGUUGCUUGGGUUUGCACGACUCAGUACUUGUUACUGGUUACCGAUAAUUGCGCGAUUUUAUUUAAAUAACUGAAUUAUUCCCUCGUUGUGUGGCGAUGUAUUUAUUUGAUGGCGCAAACUGAGCUUUAUGGCAUUCAGACUUCAUACGUGUUUGUGGACACAGGCACGAAAAAUGCAUCACCCGAGGCUCGCAUAGCUCUGUUUUGAUUUCUUCGAAUACCAUCGUGUGUUAGUCAGUCCAAUGCCACCAAGCUUUACCCACUCGGGCUGUUUGUUUGGUCGGGUUCAUGGGCCGGGGCUGAGGCCACAGUACUUGCUACCAAGAUGGCUCUUCGGGAUGUUAACACUAAUCCAGUUGUAUUGCCAGAUUACGAAUUGGUUCUUGUUAUCAGGGGUACGGAGGUAAGCGCUAAAUGAUUACACUACGGGUAACGUUUCAUAUUCUCCGAGCGUCAUGCAGUACCAUUGGGUCUUCAGAUUUCAUUCACAGAAUAAAGUAUUAGCUUUUCUUAACUAGCGACAUGGCUUGGUCGAAGAAUAUUUCGCCAUUGACUGUUUGCUUUAAAGCACCCUGUUGGUUACUUCAAGGGUCUGUGUUUAUAAUGUCUUGAUUCUCCUGGGCGCCCCGGUGUUGUUGGUUGUGGAUGAGUAAAGUACCCAUUAUGCCUCGUUACCUUACUUGAUCUGACUGACCAUUACCAUCACACUUCGUCAUCUUUGUUCCUUAAGUUAUCUUUUUUUGACGUUUUAUUCCUCAAGUAUUAUUCGGAAAUACUUACCUGAGACCGUGUUAGUAUAUGCAUGUAUGCUGCAAUAGUAUAUGGGCGCUUUAUUUUGUUGUAAAAAGUGAAUCGUUUCAUUACAAAAAUAAUUGAACUUUAGGAUUUGCGGGACCGAAUAGAGAAUGGUCCAUUUUCCGAAAGAACC